AUGGCAUCCUACUUCACCAAGUUCCUACCACAAUUAGGAGAUAAUGGAGGUCUUACCAAUAGCAACUCACCAUACUAUGAUACUAAAUCGACCUAUAAUCCACAACUUAAGUAUUUAUCAGUGUUUAACCCCAGUUUGAUAGAGAACUCAAAUGCAGAGACUAGCGAAGAAUUAUUCCAACAAAUUAUAUGUUUUAUAUCAUCGAAUUCUCAAGCAGAGGGAAAUCAAUCACUUCUGGAAGAAGAAAAAAUUGAACAGUUAAAAAUUAUUGGAUUAAUACGAGGAGUCAAUUCAUUCGCUGUUGAUUUCAAUAAUCUGAAAGAUAAUGAUGUAACAAUUAUAAAUUCCUCCAAGUCUUCUAUAAUUCUUAUAAAUAUCGAAUCAGAAUACUUCCUUGCAUGUUCUAUAUCAUUUAAUGCUAAGCAUAAUAACAAAUCUAACUUUACAAACCAUCAAUUAAUUAAGCUAAUUAAAUCAUUUUAUAGAAAUUUUGUUAUUCAGAAUACUUCUUUCGGUAAUAUAGUCGAAAAGUAUCAAUUACCAGUACUAAAGCAAUUACUUCUACAAUAUUGGCAAGGAUUCUAUUUCAAUUACAAUUCACAAUACUAUAAAAUCCCACCAGGGUUAUCUUGGCCUAACAGUUUAAAUUAUAAGGGAUUCUUAGGACUAUUACCAUCCGAUCGAUUAUACAAAAGAUCUUCAUUAUCAUUAAACUUCCAAGCAACAUCAGAAAUUAGUAAUAUAGUUCAAGGAGAUUCUGAAUCUAUUCCUAAAGGAAUAAUAAUUUCUUAUUUCAAUAAAUUAUUUCCUAAGAAGUAUGGUUUACUACACGUAGAGAGUAAUCCAAAAUUAUCUGAAAAUGAAUUAAUAGAUAUAUACAGUUGGUUAGAAUUUCAUGAUUAUCAUCAGACAUUAACCACAGAAGCAUUAUCUAAUAUUAAUUUUGAUGAAAAUUUCAAAUCUAAUUUAUCGGUAAUACCCGAUUUAGAAUCUGAAACAAGUUCAACUGCUAACUCUGCAACUUCUAGUGGGAAUUUUCAACAAAUUACAACAGAAAAUUUAAGGGCUGUAACAUCUACUGCUUUAGAAAUGUUAAACCCAAGGAAUAUUACUCCUAAUUUGGCUAUUCUGCCUAUUAAUUAUACAGUAAAUACAAUGUUAUCGAUCGGAGAUCAGGUUAAACAUUAUGGAACUGGUAUUGUGGAAAGCGUUGAAGAAGUAACUAGUGGAGGCUGGUUACUGGUACCACCUUUACUUAAAAAUUUGUCCUUAAGUGGUGCAGGAAAUACAGAAAAUGAAACUAUAGUAGAAAACGCCAUUCCUAACGAUGAUGAUGACGAUGAAAUUGAAGAAGAAAAUACUGGUGAAUAUUUAAUUGGGUCCAAGUUCGAUUUAUCGACUAAUACUAAUACUGUAUUUAAAAAAUUGGUAUAUCUAAAGACGAAGGUUGAUGAUAAUAAAGAGGAAGAACGAGAAUAUCAAUUGGUUAUUUUCAAGAAGGAUGACAUUAUACUUACAUUGGUAUAUGAAUCUGGAUGGGAUCAACUUGACAAUAUCGAAUUUUAUGAAACCUUGGCUCAGGAUACCCUUUCUCCAGCCAUUGAUGAAAUUGACAAUUCAGUUUUAGGUGCUAGUAUUAUUGGUACUAGUGUGGGAUCUUUAAAUGGGAUUAUACGUAAAAAUGAACUUGAUAAUGACUUUUUCUUCAUAGUAUUUGAUAAAGAAGAAGGAUGGAUAAAAUCAUCGUUACCAUAUUUACCCCAUAUUAAUCUUAAUGAAGAAGAAAAUAAACCAUUGAUUAGAUAUCAAAGUGCUAUCUUUUAUUUACAUGAUCAAUUAACAUCUUUGUUCUUAAUGCAAAGAAAUAAUAACUUUUUCACCCAUAAUAAGAUGGGUGAAUAUUUUCAUAAAUUUACAAGUAACAAACAGAAUGAUUGGAUGUUUUAUUACAUUAAACAUAAAGGAAAGUUCAUUAUUAUUAUUAAAAAUCGUAAUCAUAGUACAAAGAAGAAACGGAAAAGUAUAGCAUAUAGAAAAUUAAGUGUGGUACCACCUUCUAUAACAUCCAACAUGAGUUCACCUAUUAGUAAUGGACAUGAACAACUUGAAUCACAGGUGGUAGAUACAUCAUUGAUGCCUGAAUUAGAUGAUGGUAUAUUACAUAGAAUUAGUGAUUAUGCACAUCUUGGAUUUCUUGAUAAUCUUGGUGAUGAUGUCAAAUACUGGUUAGCAGAGUUCUCAAGUACGUCAGCCACUUAG
This is a messenger RNA of Scheffersomyces amazonensis, 2259 nucleotides long. RefSeq lists its product as uncharacterized. Gene Ontology annotation, biological process: vesicle-mediated transport. The transcript has a single exon. Lineage: Eukaryota; Fungi; Ascomycota; Pichiomycetes; Serinales; Debaryomycetaceae. Gene Ontology annotation, cellular component: Mon1-Ccz1 complex; intracellular membrane-bounded organelle. Bases 1 to 2259 code for a protein of 752 amino acids. The record is from RefSeq and is a predicted model, not a curated record.